Mollisia scopiformis is the source of this 429-nucleotide messenger RNA. RefSeq lists its product as uncharacterized. NCBI's taxonomy places the organism in Eukaryota, Fungi, Ascomycota, Leotiomycetes, Helotiales, Mollisiaceae. Bases 1 to 429 code for a protein of 142 amino acids. The transcript has a single exon. The record is from RefSeq and is a predicted model, not a curated record.
AUGUACCUCUCCAUCGCCAACAUCUGCGUCCCAACAUUCUCAGUCCUCGCAGCCGCAGAUCCACUCGAAGUACCCCUCCCUCCCCCUCUCCCUCAAGCCCCAUCAAAAACUAAUCCCAAUCCCCCCCAGAUCCGACAAGCAUCCACCACCUCUCUUUCACCCUCAUCAUCAAUAGACUCCGCAGCCAUCUCAUCAGAAGCUUCCUCCCUCCUCUCCGCAUCCUCAGUCUCCUCCUCUCUAUCAUCAAGCUCUUCGACGCAUAGUUCCUAUACGGCAGCGACGGCGACGGCGACAGCGCUGACGGGAAGUACGGGUGGAGGUGAUACGCAGGGGCCGAGUAGUGGGAGCGGGGCGGCGGGGUUGGUGGUUCAGUGGGGGGUUAUGGGGAUGCUGCUUGGGGCGGUGGUUUUGGGGGUUGGGUUGUUGUGA